Molecule: messenger RNA, 1074 nt
Organism: Necator americanus (New World hookworm)
Lineage: Eukaryota; Metazoa; Nematoda; Chromadorea; Rhabditida; Ancylostomatidae
Exons: 10
Coding region: 1-1074 (357 amino acids)
Molecular function (GO): zinc ion binding; carbonate dehydratase activity
Source: RefSeq, a predicted model, not a curated record
AUGAACGAGAAAAUGUUGCUACACUUGCUGACACUCCUCAGCAUUGCGCUUGCCAUCGAAUAUCCAUGGACAUUUGACAACGACCUUUUUGGAGGCCCGGAUUUCUGGGGUCUGGUGAACAGAGAUUGGCGAAUGUGUACGGCUGGUCAAAUGCAGAGUCCAGUAAAUAUCGAUCCAGGUCAAUUGUUGUUCGAUCCACAUCUUGGACGAAUUUCAAUCGAUGAUGUUCAUGUGGAAGGAACGUUCGAGAACAUUGGCCAGCUACCAAUUAUCACUAUUAAUGAAACACUUUCAAAGACAACCAUCAAUAUCACCGGAGGACCCGCGUCACCAUACAAAUAUCGUCUACAUCAAAUAUCCAUGCAUUUCGGACAACCGGACGGUGAACGAGGCUCCGAACACACCGUUGAUCGUGUUCGUUUCCCGGCGGAGGUCCAGCUGCUCGCCUAUAACAUUGAUCUUUAUACGAAUUACAGUCAAGCGGUUACACAACCUCGUGGUUUACUAGCGAUUGCAGUUAUAAUCGAUAUCGGCGACACCACAGAGGUAGCGUUGAGGCGAUUGACUGUAGCUUCUCAGAGCAUCACAUAUAAAGGAAUGAAGACCACUCUACGAAAAUUACAUCCAGCUGGUCUAAUACCACGAACAAAUCACUACGUCACUUAUGAGGGAUCGUUAACGAUUCCCGGUUGUCAUGAGACGGUCACAUGGAUUAUUAUGAACAAUCCGAUCUAUAUCACUCGGGAUGAUCUCCAAAUAUGGAAUGAGCUCCAGAAAACGGAGAGUAAACAAGCGGAUCCUGCCUACAUGACUCCUGCUUAUCGUCCGUUAAAAGCUCUAAACGGUCGACUUCUUCGGACAAAUAUUAAUGUGAAUUACAAGCACACAUCAUCGCCCACGUGUUCCACCAACAUCUACACAGAAAUGGGAUAUCGAUCGAAUCCGGCACGCGCGCGUCAUAAUCAAUCGAUGACGAAACGGAACGCGCCGCGUUACGCAGAUCAUGAGAUCUUCGAGUUGGAAGCAAUCGAACCGGAACGCGUCGACGCAAUGGACGCAAUACAGUCGGUCUAA